CAGUCUACGAUAGAAACUACGACGCACACGGGAUGACUACAUCGAAUGUGGAAGAUCUCCGGAUGAUGACGUCAGUAGCUCAGCCCGUGUUUGGUCGCAAUCCGACAACGGCCGAGUAUGGCCACCUACUAGGUGUCAUGGGAACAGACGUGCCUCUAAAGGAGCUGUUGAAACUGACUCCGCAAUUCCAGUUGGGGCCGAACGGAUAUUCGUUUGCCAUAACGAACAACGGCUACAUUCUCUUUCAUCCGGACCUGAGGCCGAUCUAUAAAGGCCACAUCAACACAAACUACAACAGCAUAGAUCUUUCGGAAGUGGAGUUGGAAACAGACUACAGUUAUCUCGACGACGAGGGGCAGUUUAAAGGUCCAGACUUCAGCAUGGCGCUGCGUAAGGCUAUGAUCAACCACAGCACCGGGUCACUGACGAUGCAGGUCGUACAACAUUACGACUACAUGCGGCGAGUGAUGCUACGCAACAACAGCUACUACUACACUGCGUUGAACGGGACACCGUUCGCUCUGGGCAUAGCGUUAACGAGCGACUACAGAGCUCACGGCACACGUGACCCGGCCACGGUCGCCAACAUCGAGGACCUGCUGCCUUCGCAGAACUGGACCGUUCCAGAGACAUGGGCUUACUGUACCGGCCAGCUGACAAACUACACGGAAGAGGAGACCCCGUCCGAAGACAGACUGCUCGACCUGAUCAGAAUGUCGAGAGAUCCGCGUAAGCGCGACCUUUACAUAGAACACUGUCGGGACUGGUAUGAUAUCGUUGGGAGCCUCAUAUACGAUGCCGACGUGACAAAGGACGUACCGCGGCUGUGGGACGCCACCGAGUUCCCGCCUGGCAUCGAACUGGUGUUUCUAGGGACUAGAAGCGGACUGACGCGAUAUCGCCAGGUAGUCGACGCAGCUGACCACGGAUCGGGAUUGGCUGGAGGGAUAACAGGGGCGCGGCUGCAAUGAGACUUACUACCGCCGGGCCGUGGACACGUCGGACGAGGCAAC
This is a messenger RNA of Priapulus caudatus, 1013 nucleotides long. Its product is annotated as voltage-dependent calcium channel subunit alpha-2/delta-3-like. Lineage: Eukaryota; Metazoa; Priapulida; Priapulimorpha; Priapulimorphida; Priapulidae. The coding region runs from base 33 to 971 and encodes 312 amino acids. The transcript is spliced from 10 exons. The record is from RefSeq and is a predicted model, not a curated record. Gene Ontology annotation, molecular function: voltage-gated calcium channel activity. Gene Ontology annotation, cellular component: voltage-gated calcium channel complex.